CCAACUCUUCAUCUCACGGCUGCUUGCCUUCCUCCCAGCACAUUCCUGCGCUCUGCCCGUGUCCACACUGCCCUGCAGAUCUGGAACCCCAGCCCACCACGGCCUCCAUGUAAGCCCCUCGGGCUAGGUCUUGCCACCGUGCGGGCAGGUGGCCCCGGGGCUGGGAGCGAAGGGCUCCCUUACAGGGCACACAGCCCUGAGAUCUCAGAGGGCCACCCCUCGAGGGCGGCCAGGCCCCCAGCGGCCCACCCGAGUAUCACCUCUGCCCCCAGUCCUUCUGGCCCCUGGUCCCACUGCCCCCCCCCCCCCCCACCGAUGCCUGGCUGAGACCCAGCUGUGGCCCGUGCUGCCCACGCCUUCUCCUGGCCCUCAAGGUUGGCUCCACGGUGGACGGCUCCCUGGGCACCAGGCAGACAACGGACACAGCCAGCAGCCCAAGCAACGGCGGCAUGGGCAGCGCCAGCCCGGGCCUGAGCAGCGUGGCCCCCGGCCGCCUCCUGCUGCCCCCCGACGCUGUGUUGCGCACAGGCGUGGAAAAGGCGGCCGCGGGGGCGGUGGGGCCCGAGAGACGGGACUGGAGCCCCAGCCCGCCUGCCACGCCUGACCAGGGCCUGUCUGCCUUCUACCUCUCCUACUUUGACAUGCUGUACCCUGAGGAUGGCAACUGGGCCACCAAGGGCCCCGGGGCCAGCUCUCGGGAGGAGCCACCUGAGGAGCCCGAGCAGUGCCCUGUCAUCGACAGCCAAGCCCCCGGGGGCAGCCUGGACUUGGCACCGGGGAGUCUGACCCUGGAGGAGCACUCGCUGGAGCAGGUGCAGUCCAUGGUGGUGGGCGAGGUGCUUAAGGACAUUGAGACAGCCUGUAAGCUGCUCAACAUCACUGCAGACCCCGUGGACUGGAGCCCUGGCAACGUGCAGAAGUGGCUCCUGUGGACAGAGCACCAGUACCGGCUGCCCCCCGUGGGCAAGGCCUUCCAGGAGCUGGGGGGCAAGGAGCUGUGCGCCAUGUCGGAGGAGCAGUUCCGCCAGCGCUCACCUCUGGGUGGGGACGUGCUGCACGCCCACCUGGACAUCUGGAAAUCAGCGGCCUGGAUGAAAGAGAGGACUUCUCCUGGGGCGAUCCACUACUGCGCUUCCACCAGCGAGGACAGCUGGACCGACAGCGAGGUGGACUCCUCCUGCUCCGGGCAGCCCAUCCACCUGUGGCAGUUCCUCAAGGAGCUGCUGCUCAAGCCCCACAGCUACGGCCGCUUCAUCCGGUGGCUCAACAAGGAGAAGGGCAUCUUCAAAAUUGAGGACUCCGCUCAGGUGGCCCGGCUGUGGGGCAUCCGCAAGAACCGGCCGGCCAUGAACUACGACAAGCUGAGCCGUUCUAUCCGCCAGUAUUACAAGAAGGGCAUCAUCCGGAAGCCAGACAUCUCCCAACGCCUCGUCUACCAGUUCGUGCACCCCAUCUGAGGG
Molecule: messenger RNA, 1460 nt
Organism: Herpailurus yagouaroundi (jaguarundi)
Lineage: Eukaryota; Metazoa; Chordata; Mammalia; Carnivora; Felidae
Gene: SPDEF
Product: SAM pointed domain containing ETS transcription factor
Exons: 6
Coding region: 450-1457 (335 amino acids)
Biological process (GO): cell differentiation; regulation of transcription by RNA polymerase II
Cellular component (GO): nucleus
Molecular function (GO): DNA-binding transcription factor activity, RNA polymerase II-specific; sequence-specific DNA binding
Source: RefSeq, a predicted model, not a curated record